AAACUAAUGGUGCUGUCUUAAACUUCUUGAAAGUUAUUUAUUGGUAUAUUAUUGACAUUAUGUUAUAUUUGUAUGUUUGAACGAUGCAUACUUGCAAAAAAUAUUAAAAAUUCUAUCGUGAGUGUUUCUUAAUUAUCUUCGAACGCACCUUUCUUCUGGAAAUCCGUCGCCACAAGGUACAAGUUGGAUCAAGAUUCAAGAGUGAGGACGACUCGGGAAUCAAACUGGUAGUCGAGUAGUUCACACUUCCUCCCGUUUGUGUGUUGAAUUUACAAUUACUAACAUGGUUUGUUCCUCCCUCAGUGUUCAUCACACAUCUGCAAUGAAAGUACUAACCGCGAUCCCCUUUAGAUGCUACGUACCCUUUUCUACAAGGGAAUGAUGUUAACUUAAGAGAAGAAAUUAGACAUCUAGUGUUAAUGACUAGACAUGUCUCACAGAGGAUCAUCAAAUAGAGGUCGUAGGGAUGGCCGGAGAAGAGGAUAUGGUCCUACAGGAUUUGAGGACCAUGGUGGUUAUAUGGCGGCAAAAAAGGCUAAGUUGUCCGAUCAGUUUCAGCGAGCAGCACAAUUUGAUUUUGGGGAAGAACGUCAUGGAGUAUUCAGAGGAGUAGCCAUCUUCGUAAAUGGUUAUACAGAGCCAACUGCAGAAGAAUUAAAGCGAAUAAUGAUAGCAAAUGGAGGAACAUUCCAUCAUUACUACUCAAGGAGCAAGACAACCCAUAUUAUUGCAAGCAAUUUACCUGACACCAAAGUAAAAAAUUUACGUUCUGAUAGAAUUGUAAGUCCAAAGUGGAUAUCAGAUUCUUUGGAAGCUGGGUAUUUGCUGGACUACAAAAAAUAUGUACUUUACACAAACCAGUCAACAAAACAGCCCAAAUUACAAUUUACAAGAGUACCCAGUACAGACAGUGCUAAGCAUCAUGAUAAUACAGAGUUUUCAAGCCUGCCUUUGACUGAUGAAUGUGGGAGGUCAAGAGAGUCAUCAAAAGAUGUUCAGGAUGGGAAGCCUGUUAAAGAAAACAGGAAACAUAUGGGUUUUUAUCAUUCUGAAGAUGAAGAUUUGUUUUCAGAUUUAUUGGAAGUAAGUAACAAAGAAGGAAAAAUAGGUUCAAAUGCAGGAGAAGUGGAAGAAUCCUAUAGUAGUAAGGAGAAUGAAUCCCCUCCCAGUGUUGAAGGUGAAGAAGAUCUGUUUUCAGAUUAUAUUGAAGGAAAUACACAAGAGAGCUUAGUAGAAUCAGAAAAAGUUGGCAAGAAUGAGUCUUUUAGUAAACAUGAAAUUAAAUCCAUUUCAAAGACUGAAGAAGAUGAGGAUUUGUUUUCAGAUUCAUUUGAAAUUAUUGUUAAAGAUAGCAAAAUAGAUUUGGAUAGAACAGGGGUUGUCUAUGAAUCUCCCUCUAAGAAGGAUAAUGAUUCCUCAUCAAAAACUAAAGAGGGUGUUUGUGGUCCCAUACAACACAGUGUGCAGAGUAAUGCUCAUCACAUUAGCCCAUCCAAAGGUCAUUCCAUGAGCACUGCUAAUCCUAAUUUUCUCUCUGAAUUUUAUAAUAACUCAAGACUUCACCAUAUUUCCACAAUGGGAGCAAUGUUUAAGCAGUAUGUCACUGAAAUGCAAAGUAAAAAUGUAGGAUUUCCAGGGCGAAAGGCCCUAAAAGAGUGGCUGCGAAGUAAUAAGAUGGAAGAAAUUAAAUCUCCAGAUAGGAGCACUUUGGGGAAUUCAGCUGCUGCUCACUCGAAGUCUAACCAGAAACGUAAGAGAACCAUAAUGCACAUAGACAUGGACUGUUUCUUUGUAUCUGUGGGUCUUCGUAAUUACCCUGAAUUGAAAGGCAAACCAGUAGCAGUUACACACUCAAAGGGUUCUGGUAGAACUCAAGUUCGGGAAGGUACAGAUAGACAGUAUGAGCUUAAUUACUAUAAAGAAAGAGCAGAAAAAAGGCUCGGUGAUAAAAUUAAAUCCUCCAAUCUAAGUAAAGUGCAAGAUCCUUUUGCAGCAGCCUCUUUGCAUGGGGAAAUAUCUGAUGUAUCCAAAGAGACUUAUGAUGAGAAGUCAGUUGACCAAAAAUUUUCAAUGCUUCCGCUUAUUGAUGAGUCAUGUUCAAUGUCAGAGAUUGCAUCAUGCAGUUAUGAAGCUCGAAAGGCAGGGGUGAAGAAUGGAAUGUUUAUGGGACCUGCUCUGAAGCUGUGCCCAAACUUGAAAACUAUUCCCUAUGAUUUUGAUGGUUACAAAGAAGUGGCAUAUAAAUUAUAUGAUAUUGUAGCAAGCUUCACCCAUGACAUUGAAGCUGUUAGUUGUGAUGAGAUGUAUGUUGAUCUAACAGAGAUACUUAAUGACUGUCAAGUUGCCCCUCUUGAAUUUGUAUCGUAUCUUCGCCAAGAAGUGCAGGCAGCUACAAAAUGCCCUUGCUCAGCUGGGGUUGGUCCUAACAUGUUAGUGGCCCGAAUGGCGACACGUCGAGCAAAACCUAAUGGCCAGUAUAUGGUUGACAUGGAAAAUUUAUCAGAGUACAUGAUAAACGAAAAAGUUACUGAUUUGCCUGGUGUUGGUUGGUCUCUUGGAAAAAGACUUGAGAGUCAGAAUAUCAAGACUUGUGAAGACUUGCAGGUGAAGUCUCUGGGUCAGUUGCAAGCUUUGUUUGGCAACAAGACAGGCCAGUCUCUAUACUAUUAUUGUCGGGGGAUUGAUGAACGCCCUGUCAAAAGUGAACAUAUGAGGAAGUCUGUAUCAGCUGAAGUCAAUUAUGGUAUUCGCUUCACUAGUCAGGAUGAUGUGACUAGAUUUAUAGGAGAACUAGCAGCUGAAGUGGAAAAUAGGCUAAAUGCUGUCAGUCUGAAGGGCAAAUGUAUAACGUUAAAGCUGAAGAUUAGAGCCAAAGAUGCUCCUGUUGAGACUGCAAAGUUUAUGGGACAUGGAGUUUGUGACAACAUUGCCAAAUCUACUUCUUUGGGAAUUGCAACAUCAUCAGCAUCAACCAUUGAAAGAGAAGUAAUGAUGUUGCUCCGCCAAAUUAAAGUACCUCCACAAGACUUCCGAGGUGUGGGAAUACAGGUGUCAAGGUUAGAGGGGCAUCAUGGUUCUGGUGCAACUUCUGGCAGUGCUUCAAUUAAGAGCUUUAUGCUGUCUGCUAAGGCAAAGCAUAAAAGCACUUUGCCCUGUGGUUCAGAAAAGAGGAAAGAACAAGGAUCUAGCUCGCCUACCAGUACAAAUCUCACUGCUGUAGAUAGAAAAUUGAAUUCUGAAGCUGAACCAAGGAAAAAUCCUCAGUCUCCUACAAGUAUGCAAAAAUCUACAGCUUCAGGAUCUGUGGAACCUUUGUUGAUAAAUUAUAAAAGUUCUUCUGCAGAUAAAGGAACAAUUGACUUGGAGGUGUUAAUGGCAUUACCUGAGGAUAUGCGGGAACAAGUAAUCGCUGAAUACCGCCAGCAGGGAUAUGUAGUCCCUAAGUCUGUUAAGGCAGUGAAUAGUUGUGUUCCACAGCCUGGCACAUCUCAUUCCUUGAAUGAAUUUAAUUAUGAAGGGUGUGUCAGAAGCCAGGAUCAACCAGAAAAUACCAGAGAAGGUAGCUUAAAAACAAUUCAGGAGAAAAAAGAACCUUGUCCAUCAACUUUAUCUGAAGCUUUAAGUGAUGAUGAAGCACAAGUAACUAGUUUUUCUCAAGUUGAUUCCAGUUUUCUUGCUGCACUUCCUGCUGAGAUGCUUGAGGAAUUACGCAUGGACUUUGAACACAAAAAGCGUCUUGCGGUAGGGCCAUCAUUAUCACAUCCUCAGCAACACAAGCAACCAGGGAUCUUUCAAAGUGGAGUGAAGCAUAACUCGAGAUGUCUCACAGGUGCAAAUGAUCUUGCAAGGAUGCUUUUAGAUAAAUCUAGUAGCAGAAGUGUGCCUCCUCAGCAGACCAUGCCACAAGGUGGAAAGAGAAGAGGAAGACCGCCAAAGUCUUUAAGUAACCAUAACAAGAAAAGCCCUGUGAAGUCCAAGAUGAAGACCUCCAAGGAAUUCAUCAGGGGUGGGUUUGUUAGUGCCACACAUGUAGAAGAUAAUUCAAGCCAAGAUAGUGGUGUUGACAGCAGCCUUAACACUCCCUUGUCAGAUCAGAAAACUUGUGAAGAAAAUACUUCUGUGCAAGAGCCAGCUGAAGAAAUUCCUCAACUAUGUGGGGCAGUAGAGUUAACUGAAGUGAAAGACUUUAUUCGUGAAUGGGUGUCAUCCUGUCCUAAUCCAGAUGAGGAAGAUGUGGAUAUUAUAGCAUCUUAUUACAGUAACCUUGUUAUUUUUCGAGACCUAGAGAAAGUUGACCUCCUCAUCAAAUAUUUUUACAGGCAAGUUAUACGUACCAGUAAUCAGCAGUGGCAGUUGGCAUACCACAAUGUUGUAGACAGAGUUCAGAGUGUAAUGUUACAUCAUUAUGAAGUAAAAAUGAAAGUGCCCUCCCUUAUGAUAGAAGAAUCUUGAAAGUAUAAAUGCUCCCUCCAUCUCGAUUCAACUGUGCGUCACUGCAGUGAUGUGAUUUGGUUCAUCUUGUACUAUCUUGUAUGUUAAAUUUUAUUGUGAAAUAUUUUAUUCUCUUAUAAAAUUUAUUGAAUAUGGUAAUCAUGCAAGUUAUUGACUUUGUUUUUCCCUAGUACAGUCAGGUCAAAGUACAGUAGACCCCCGUAUUCAUGUGGGCAGGAUACUAGACCCCCUUGCAAAUAGCUAAAAUCCGCGAAUACUACAGGCAAGUCCCCGGUUAACGGUGGGAGUUCCGUUCCUGGGGGUGAUUUAUGGUGCUGAUAACCGGUUAUCAGCACCAUAAGCAACCUUAUGGUGCGCCAUAAACUUCCUUAAGGCACCGAUAACCAGAACUCGUCCCGUUAUGGUGCUAAAGAAGCACCAUAAAACCGGAUUACUGAUAACCAGGGACUGCCUGUAGUUAAAACCUCUAAAACGCUUAGAACUACUUAUUUUAAUACUUAAAACACACACAAAAAAUAAAGAUGCUUAUACCUGAGUUUUUUAAGUUUUAUCACAAAAAGUGCAUUUAGGCAUGGAAAUGUUAAAAAAAUACAGUAUUUUGUGAAUAUAUUUUAGUGUAAAAUACUGCUAAUAGGGGAAUUUUCUGCAAAUAAUGGGUAUAUAGUGAAUAGGCGAGUCCGUUAAUAGAGGAGAUCGAUUGUAAGAGUAUUUGUUUUACAAAUGACAUAAAAUUUCUUUAAAAAUUUUGGUAGAGAAGCGGAAUGUUUGACUUACGAAAUGUUCGACAAAUGUCACAUUUAUAAAAAUAUAUUCUCGCAGAAAAAAUGUAAAUGAUUAAUUAUAGAAUAAAAAAUUAAAACUAGAUUAAUUAUAAAUAAAAACCAAAGAAAUACAAAAAACAUACAUAUAUGCAUGUAUAUAUAAAAAUUCAGGAAAACACUGAAAAUGAUCACCUUCCCCGCUGUUUUGUGCAAUUUGUUUCCAUUAUGUUUGUGUACAUCUUCAGAAAGUGAAGGAUUUAAAUUUGGAAGAGUUAUAUAGCUAACAUUGGUAAGCAAAAGGAUUAAUUAUAAGAAAUGGCGGUGAAUUCUGAGACUAGUUACAAUCUUGGUAAGCCUGAUUUAUGAGUGAUGUAUGAAGAUUCGCAUUUACCCAGAUGAACUUUGGCAUCUAGACCUAUUCAUUAGUUAAAAGCUAACUUGGAUAUAAUAUGCAUUAUUAUUGUAUCUACCAAAAUUGAGACAGGCAUAGAUAGCCUAGCUAGUGUAAUUUAGUGCAAAUAAACCUUGCCCUAUAAUACCCCAAAGUCACGCAAUUCGAUUUGAGCAAAUUCACAAUAAUGCAAUGCUUUCAUUGGAACUUCACUAAUUAUCAUAUGCGAGUUCCUCACAAUGGUGCAAACAUUUACGAAUCCUGCAGAAAUGCUGAAAAAGAGUAUAUGUUUAAUUUAUAAUGUAAAUCUUAAAGUUUUAAAGCUUUUCUGUAUAAAAUCUUUAUUAAAAAUGUAUUAGUUUUAUUUUUUUACAUGCAUAAAUAUGAUGAUACAAAAG
Molecule: messenger RNA, 6002 nt
Organism: Macrobrachium nipponense
Lineage: Eukaryota; Metazoa; Arthropoda; Malacostraca; Decapoda; Palaemonidae
Product: DNA repair protein Rev1-like
Exons: 17
Coding region: 430-4452 (1340 amino acids)
Biological process (GO): error-free translesion synthesis; error-prone translesion synthesis
Cellular component (GO): nucleus
Molecular function (GO): DNA-directed DNA polymerase activity; deoxycytidyl transferase activity; damaged DNA binding
Source: RefSeq, a predicted model, not a curated record